Messenger RNA from Panicum virgatum (switchgrass), 4112 nucleotides. RefSeq lists its product as uncharacterized. The transcript has 5 exons. Bases 1764 to 3668 code for a protein of 634 amino acids. The record is from RefSeq and is a predicted model, not a curated record. Lineage: Eukaryota; Viridiplantae; Streptophyta; Magnoliopsida; Poales; Poaceae.
ACUUCACUUGCAACCGAUCAAAAGGCUCGUUGCAAUGCAGUUAUGUGCUAGCUUGCGUUGAGGGUUCAUGCUCCACUAACUAGCAAAUCUAUUUCGACCACUUAUCCCUCACCACACCCUAAUUUUCGGGGGGAGAAAGUGAACGAGGUGCAAUAACAUUGCAAGUGUUUUCCGAGCACAGAAUACAUUGCAACAGUUUUCUGAACACAGGUUUCAGAUGGGCUAGAUCCUUCAGUUCUGUUUUCUUCCUCUACAAAACAAUGCAUAUGUUCUUUUUCUAAAAAAACCAUGGCAACGGCUAUUUGCACACCAGAAAAUAGAAGAGCUCAUCAUUGCACACCAGCAAAUUCCUUGCCUUGACGAUUAAUUUUCUGUACUUCUCCCUUGCCACAACAAAUUUUCACCUGGAUAAAGUUUCUUGGGUUUUCUCCAGACAGAAUACGUUGCAGCUACCUAGCCAAACCAGAUCACAAGAGAAUUCGAAUUCGGUAUUUGUGAAGGUUCAUGUGGAGGUGCACAGAUGGGUUAGAUUUUUUGAGCUUCAUGUCUUAAUUAGCUGCCCCUUCCUAUACAGAAUUCAUCAUGCCUAAACAGAAGAUUUAUGGUGUGCAUAACGUCAAGGAGGCGGUAGAGGAAAUAAUCCCUUACUUGGAGGAUUCCGGAAGAACUGCACACAAGGCCAUUUACUUCGAUGGAUGGGACGGGCUGGCUGCUUCUGCUGUGCUCACAGCUAUAGCAGAGGACCCGCCCCCAUCUCUGAAGGAGAAAUUCACCAAGAUCCUCCACAUUGACUGCUCAAGGUGGAAGAGCCGGAGGGCACUCCAGAGGGCAAUAGCUGAUGAACUCGAGCUUCCUCAGAGGGUAAUGGCUGCUUUUGAUAGGGAAGAUGAGGAGGACGAUUUCAGCAGAGUAGACGAAGGUUCUAGACCUGAGGUUCCAGAUGUCACGAGAGAGAUAUAUCAAACCAUUAGGUACCUUAAUUGUUUGAUCAUUUUUCACAACGGAAGUGACAGCAUGGUUGACUUGUCAAAUUUUGGCUUCCCUCAAUUCAACUGGUUCAGUCCUUGCACAGUAUUGUGGACUUUCAGAGGAAGGCUUCGGCUCAACCCAGAAAUAAAAGAAAAGGUGGACAGUUCACAUUUGUAUAUUUAUAAGCCUAUCAAUUGGUAUUUCGAUGAAGACACUGCUCAGCUAAUAUUGGAUGAGGCUACAGAAAUUGUCAAGUACAUACAACAUAAUCACAACAUCACCCCAAGAAUAGCUGCCAAGUGUAUCUCAUACCUGUUGUGGUUCAAUAAAAUGGGCGGUGGUACCACCAUGGAGUAUAAUUGGGGUACCCACGCUUACAACUAUUGGGUUUGUGAUGGAAUUAUCGAAGGUGGUCAGUUUGAUGAAUCCUGGGAGGUCUCUGCGGCUCUUCAUCACCAGAUACGACUAGAGGAUUGCUUGUUUCAUACGGUGAACUUCCGUGAUGAUCAGUACACGGAACAUUGGAAGUCAGUCGUCAAUACAUCUGAUAUUGAAGAAAGGACAGAUAUAACUGUAUCCCCAACACUAACAUCCUUUUUCCUUACAGUCAAAUACAGAUCAGCAUUACCACAGGAAAUGUUUCAGCAGUCAGAGAGGCUUCGUGUAUUGAAACUGUCUGGGUGCACAGCUUUUAUUCACCUCCUUUCCAUUGUUGCCGUAGCCUUAGAUUCCUUGGAUUAGACAGCUGCAAAGAUCAAGGGCACCAAGAAAAAGAAAAGCAAGGGAAACCUAUAAUGGAAUUUUUCCAGAGCCUAUGCGUGCUGGAUAUAAGCCAUACAGAUUGGGAAUUGGAUCUAUCACAAGAUAUAAUGGAGCAAAUGGCUGUAAACAUUAGGGAGGUUCAUAUAAAGAAGGGAAGGUUUUGGUGCAGCAACCUUGCAUGGAGACAACUACAGAACCUUCGCAAGCUUCGUGUAAUCGAGCCUACAAGCUCUUGGGAGACAGGGAAAAGAGACGAAUUCAUGGAUAUGGUGAAGCUGGAGCUUCUUGACCUAUCUGGAAACAAUGCUAUACAAGUUUUGCCAAGCUUGUGUGGGGCAACUGGACUAAAAACUCUGAUCCUGGAUGGUUGUGGUGGGUUGGAGCAUGUUGGUCUUGAAGGACUACCUCCAUCACUUGAGUCAUUCAGCUUAGAUGCAGGAGCAGGGGGGGAUGGUAACAGCAAUACAGCUAAAAUAUCACGUAUCAUCUUGGCCGGUUGUGCAAAACUGGUGGGCUUCAGAUUGCUUGGAUCCCUGCCAAACCUUGAGGAGUUGGACCUCUCACGCACUGCAGUAAAAACUGUAGACCUAAGCAAGGUGGUCCAAGUCCAAAAUCUUCAAAAAAUCUUGUUGAUGGGAUGUGAGCGACUCCGUGCAAUUGUUUGGCCAGAAAAAGGGAUGCGACAACUGAGGUUGCUACACAUUGAUACUCGACAAGAAGUAGACUUGAGAGAAACACCACAUGAUUCUUUGGUAUGCAAAGAGCAAGAGCAGUAUUGCCAGGCACGUGUUUGUAUCGCGGACAUGAGGUUCUUUCAGUCGUUGUUGCUGGCAAGUGGAGAAGAGCCUCGCUGGAUCAAUUCCCUAUUUAAGCUGGAUCUCUACCUGUCAUGUCCCAGCAAGGAUGAUAGAAAGAACAACGGUAGGCAGGGCAGCCCUUUUGAUCGCACUGGCAAGGUAGUUGGGUCACCAGCUCUACACAAGCCAUUAAUCUCCAAGACAUGCGGCACCUACAAUGGCGUUAGCAUUGAAGAGAUAACUCCUGAAAUUGGUGGUGUUACUGAGCUGCAAUUUGAGCCACAAGACCUGCACAUUGAGAUCUGUCAGGGAAUGAUCAACACUAAUGUUGCGGGUGAUCAGGGCAUCAGGGCUUUGUGCUUCGUGAUGGACAGCAUCCAGUCGCUGUACCUGCAUGACAACUCUUCCAUCACCCCUGUUAUCCCGGAGCAAACUACGUCCACAAGAAGGCAGGCAAUUAAUUACCGUCCUCUAAAGUGGUGCCGUGUUGAGAGAUGCCCAAAAUUGGACACUGUCUUCCAUACUGACUAUGAUAUUGAGUUCUGCUUUGAUGAUCUGGAGACCUUUUGGGCGGCUGAUCUCUUGAUGGCCCGUUCUAUUUGGAGCAGAGGAAGGAUAGUUGACAGAUGGGAUGCUGAAUCCUUUGCAAGACUGCGGGCCAUACAUCUGAGCAUGUGCCCCAGGCUCCAAUUUGUCCUCCCAUUGUCAUGGAACGGUACCUUGUCCAGCCUGGAAACCCUCCACAUAGUCCGCUGCGGUGAUCUCAGGCAGGUCUUCCCCGUGGAGGCAGUGAUUCAAAAUGUAAUAGCUUGGAGGUAUCCAAAUAGCAUGCUGGGAUUCCCAAGGCUGAAGAACUUGUACCUGCACGAUCUCUCCAGCCUGCAGCAGAUAUGCGAGGCCAAAAUGUUUGCCCCCCAGCUCGAGACUGUCCGUCUCAGGGGCUGCUGGGGCUUGAGGCGCCUCCCGGCCACCGACCCCGACCGUCGAGAUGGACGCCGUGUCGCCGUGGACUGCGAGAAGGACUGGUGGGACAACCUCGAGUGGGAUGGACUGGACGUCGGUCACCACCCCUCCCUCUUCGCUCCGCGCCACCCCGCGUACUACAAGAAGCGACUGCUGAGGACCACCGUUCUCCGGUGAUCCGGCCUCGCUCGUCCAAUAAUCCUUUCCAGAUUUCGUGUGGGGGAUCAAGCUAGUAAUGAGAGGCGAUACCGGCUGGCACUGCUUUCUUCUGUCGUUUGCUGCCCAGGUCUUCGAUUGGUUGUUUUCAAGAAUAAACAAAUAUUGGCGUCUGAUGCUACCUGCAUCUCUGCCGAAUUCAGGGUGUUUGUGUGCUCCAUGGUAAUUUGAUACGUGUGCGUCUCUGUUGAGACAAACAUACCAUCUGUUUGGCCUUGCAUGGCUAUGUGUGUGCGCUUGCUUGCUUGCUUUGAAAUAAGAUGGUGGGGCUGUGUUGUGUUUAUCUGUCCCGGCCCCUAAAACCCCAUGAUGAGUGUAACAAUGUUGAUUGCGUGAAAAACAUUCCUGCUGACAAAGUUUGUAAUAAUCAAUGAAGCUGGCUGCUGGCUAUAUUUUGUGGUGUGA